Messenger RNA from Equus caballus (horse), 2658 nucleotides. RefSeq names its product break repair meiotic recombinase recruitment factor 1 (gene BRME1). Gene Ontology annotation, biological process: double-strand break repair involved in meiotic recombination. NCBI's taxonomy places the organism in Eukaryota, Metazoa, Chordata, Mammalia, Perissodactyla, Equidae. The record is from RefSeq and is a predicted model, not a curated record.
GCGGUCCUCACUUUUUGGGGUUUGGGGUGGGGUUAGUGUGGGCCUGGUCACCAGAAGUCGGGGCCGCAGCGCUGGCCCUUCCGCCCUGUGAGGGCCAAUUUGUGUUCUCUCCAAAAAAUUAAUGCAGAAAAUUUAAUUUAACCGACUUUCCCCAGCAGACCCAGGCCGACCUGCCUAGUUCGCCACAGGACAGCGACACCGGACGCCUCCUCCAGCCCAGGUUUCUCAAGGGAGGGAGACAAUGACCAAGAGGAGGAAGCUGCGGACCUCAGGAGGAGAAGGAAUCCAUACUCCGAGACCCCCAAAGAACCCGAGGCUAGGAGACUCUGCCGGGGCCCCCCGGAGUUCCCAGGUGGGCCACGUGCCUCACCCUGAAGAGUUGGAAGGCAGCCCUGGACAGGCUCCCUCUGCAGAGCAGAGCCGGGAGGAACCAGAACAGUCGGCCUCCAGCUCCCCUGAAGAGGAGGCCGGAGCUCCCUCCAGGCUCCUGGGGCAACCCGACGAGGAGCCAGCUCCCUUUCCCCCUUCCCAGAACUCAGUUGGGAGGUUCGUCCCUCAGUUUGCAAAGCCCAGGAGGACAGUUAGGAGACAAGCCGCCAUGAGGGAAGAGGACCUUGGCAGCGGGGCCUGUGGCUCGGAAACACUGCCAGAGCCCAGUGCCCAGGAGGCAGACAGCCAGCCGCGGGAGGAGGCCCCGGGGCUUUCGAGCCGUGCGGCCGGGGAGCUGGGAGACCAGACCCAGGCAGACAGCGCCUGCCCUGAGCACAGCAGCCAAAGUGCCGUGGAGCCUGUGCCCCGCAGUGGGGAUCCUCAGCCCUCAGCUUCCACCGAUGCCUGUGCAGAAUGGGGGACAGUGGUCUCGGCCUCAGAGAGGGCCAGCCAGGGCCACCUGUGGGAGCAAAGCGCCAGCGCACCAGAUGGUGGAAGCACGGAGCCGAGUGGGGUUCUGGGCGAGCACGGCCAGAAAGGGCACCUGCCGAGCACUGAUGCUGAAGAGAAGGAGCCAGACCCAGGCGCCCCCCAGGAGGGAGGUGCCCCAGGGGGAGCAGGGGCUGACUUGCCUGAGGGGCACCAGGAAGAAGGAGGUGGCGUCCUCGGCCCGGCCCCUCGGGGCCUCCUUGACCCUGUGCAGACCCCCAGUGGGGCUGGUGGGGAAACAGAGCAGAGCUGCGGCAGCCCAGGGCCCUCCUCCCUCGGGACCGUUGUCGUCACAGCCAUGAGCACAGACCCCGCUGAGCCAGAGCAGAGGGCUCCAGAGGUGGCCAAGCCGGGUGGGGCACCUGCCUCUCCAGGCAGGAAGGCCCCCAAAGGAGGCCACGGUGGGGCCCUGCUCAGAGGCACACCUGUCACCCAGGAGACCACGCGAGGCAGAGGGGAGGCAGGGCAUGAAGAUGAGCCCCCUGGUGACAUCCCGGGGGUCCCUGCUGCCAGCCUGCCUCUGGCUCAGGGGACCCAAGCGCCCACAGUAGGUGCUGGAGAGUCCAGUCCCCUAGUCCAAGAAGCGGGCCCAGGUGUCCAUCAGACCCUGGGGCCGGGCCCGGAUGGAGAGGGGCUGGGAGGUGUGUGUGCACCGCCGGUGCUGUGGCAGCCCGAGUCAGGCAGACGGAGCCGCAAACAAGACCUGGGGGCGUCCACACCACCAGCGCACAGAGGAGCCGUGGGUGGCCUGACUCAGGAGAUGGGGGUCAUUCAGGGCAGCCCAGACGGCCCCAGAGACCCCACAGGCCAGCCUGAGGACCCUCCUGACUCUGCAGACCAGUUCUGGGGAGGGUCCCUGGCCGUGGACCUCGACUUCCUGCCCGACAGCCAGAUGCGGGCCGCCCUGGAAGGCCCUGACUUUGAAGCCCCACCUGCACAGUUGUUUCCUGUGGGGAGUGGGCUGGCCCCUUGCUGGCCGGGCCCAGGCCCACGUGCUGACGGGGGACCCCUCACUGGGGCGCAGCUGAGGGCCCUCUGCGGGGUCAAGGCCUGUGAAGCUGCCAGGAUGGAGGAUGCAACGGACACGGUGCACGGCCUUAUCCUCGAGCUCUCCAACCUGAACCGGCUGGUCAUGAGCACCCACCGGGACUUGGAAGCCAUCAGGCGCCUGCCCUCGCGGAGGGCGAGGCCGGCCAGGAAAGGCCCAGCGCCGUGCACGGCCAAGGCGGUGGGCGGCCUCCACCGUGGGGAGCAGUCCUGGAGGGAUGUGUAGGCCGCGGUGUGCGUGUGCGGACCCCUCGCCACCGCACGGCCGGCCCCAGAGGGCCUGUGGGUCUUGCCAAACAGCUGGAAGCCGCCUCUCCCCAGACCCCUGGAGGCCCACACGCCUGCGCCCUCUGGCGUUUGCUGCCCUCCAGGAUGCCCCAGGGGCCCAGGAACUGGCCUUCCACCAACCCGGAAGCCGGGGUCCCUGGGGAGACACAGGCGGCAGCUGAAGGCAGGGAGCUGCUCCUCCCGCCCGGCCCAAGGUGGCAGCAGGCAGCCGGGGCCCCAGGAAGUCACCUGGUUAUCUGGGUUUGCAAAUUUCACUCCUUGGCGGAGGUCACGAGAGGUUCAGAAUUUGUUUUGUCCCUGAGGAGAAGAGGGCUCCCUUUGUUGGCUGUGCCUCCUCUUUGCCCCAUUUCCAUUUUAUGUCUUCUUUCCCGAGGCCCGUUAAUAAACGCCACCCUGCUGUCUGGG